AGUACAAUAAAUGUCUCUGCAAGUGAAUUAGCGAUUUACUUCUCUAGCCCCUCUAUUCGCCCCCAGCUGCAGACCCAACUGUCAGUCUGCCGUCUUAUUCCUGAAGUCUUGCCCUCAGCUAGUCAAUUGGCUGCCUACAUCGAAACACCACCUGCAGGAAUUGACAGGCUAAUUUGGCAACAGGCCUGCGCUGACAACCCGAAUCCGGACCGAAUCUUGCCCGUUCCAAUCAUCGGACUUGGAGAGUUGUUGCGCCGACGCAAUGAUCAAGUUGCCUUUGCUGAGCAGCAGAUGGUCUCCCUUAGAAGAUGGCCGAACCAUGACUAG
This is a messenger RNA of Protopolystoma xenopodis, 327 nucleotides long. The record is from the annotation of a GenBank genome assembly. NCBI's taxonomy places the organism in Eukaryota, Metazoa, Platyhelminthes, Monogenea, Polystomatidea, Polystomatidae.